This is a messenger RNA of Nezara viridula (southern green stink bug), 4446 nucleotides long. Lineage: Eukaryota; Metazoa; Arthropoda; Insecta; Hemiptera; Pentatomidae. The record is from the annotation of a GenBank genome assembly.
AUGAACAAGAUGCCUUCUUACUACGAAGAAUACACUCUCGUUGACGAACUUAAUACUGCAGAUGUUACAGAACUGAGCUCGAUUGACAAUUUGGAAAUCGAAAAUUCAACAGAAAUAGGAAUAAUCAAUUCAGUCCCAGUGGAUUUUCAAAGUAACGCUGAAAAUACCACUUCUGCUGCUUCUUACAGUGCUUUAACUACAGAAAAUAAAUCAUCAAAAGAUACAAUUGCAGAUGUUGCAGCACCAUUUUGUACCAACAGUUAUGAUGAGUUCAUCAAUGAACUAAACCAUAUUGAAGUAGAUGGAGGUGGUGAUUGUCCAGAACUGUCAUUGACUGGUUUGAAGUCAACUUUAGAAGUAGUUAGACCAAAAUCAUUUAUUUUUGUUAUAACUGACGCUGAUGCAAAGGAUUAUUAUUCUGAAGAAGACAUUCAGCUAUUAAUUAUGAGAAAAUCUCCAUUUAUGCUGGAUAGUCUUACUGAAGACUUUCUUCAGCACGGUUUAACUUCUCUUAAACGGGUUUCUUCAAAUAAGCCUGCUCAUGUUCCUUAUCCAGUAGCUAUUCCUGUGGAUCCUGGAAUCAAAGAAGUUAUUUUUGCGGUCAGUGGUUCUAAACCAAAAUUAGAUAUAACAGAUCCAAAAGGUGACAAGCCUCCUGGAGCACCUAAAGAAUUUCCCAAGUAUAUAAGUGUAACUUAUAAAGAGCCAAUAGCAGGUGUCUGGAAUGCAACAGUCGGCAGCUCUUCAGGUCAUUCCUUUUCUUCAUAUGGUAUUAGUAAAAUAAAAAUCACGAAUGGUUUUUCAGUUACACCAACAAAAAAAUUGUCUGAAACUUCCCAUAGACCACUAAAAAGUGCUGAGAAUUAUCUGCUCAUAGAAGCCUCUAACCCAGAAUUAGUCAAAAAUAUUACACAUGUGGAUCUAGUAGAUUUAAAUGGAAAGGUUUUGGGCACUAUACCUUUAAAAAAAGAUGAUACCACAAACACACUUUAUUACAGUGGACCCUUUUUACCUCCUGAUAAACUUUUUAAUAUGGAGAUAAAUGGCUUUGCUUCAGAUGGUUUCCCUUUGAAAAGGAUUUCACCUAAUGCGUUUCUACCUCAACUUCCAGGGACAAUUUCUAAGUGGACUGAAAUAUAUAAUUCAACCAAUAUUCAGAGUAUUGAUAAAGGUCUUAUAAUCCAGAACCCGAAUGCCACCGAUGAAGGAUGGUAUCAGUGUACUGCUUCAAGUUUAGGAGGUAACUCUGAUGGAUCUACCUACCUGAAAUUAAGUUUGCCACCAUCAAUUGAAAUAUCAGGUUUAAGAAAGUUUUACGAACAUUUUAAUCUAACCCUUACUUGCUCAGCUAUUAGAGGAAUACCUGUCCCACAGCUGAAAUGGAAAAAAAAUGGGAAAGAGUUAAAUGUAGAUACCCAAGAAUUGCAGUUAGUCUACGAAGAAAAACCUAAAGCAAUUGCAAAUGUGAAGGCAUGUGACACGAUAUACGGAAGUAAUUGUACCUUGAAAUGCACAAUUUCUGGAAUACCAGUACCAGAUCUGAUUUGGAAAAAAGAUGGCAAGAUAAUAAGCUCAAUUUCUUCUCCAAACAUUCGCAUAUUACAUGACAAAAGUUUAUUAAUAUACAAUGCUGAGUUAUCAGACAAAGGAGUUUACACCUGUGCUGCUCAAAGCAGUAUUGGGUACAGUGAAGAUUCAAUUAUUGUAUCAGUUAUAGGGGUUUAUCCUAAGAUCAUAGAAGCCCCAGUUAAUAUACCAAUUGAAAUAGGAGAAAAUGGUCGACUGAGCUGCGUUGCUCUUGGAACUCCUCAACCAAAAAUCGUUUGGAAAAAGAAAAAUGAAUUAUUGAACAAAGAUGAUGGGAAAGAAAACAUUCUUGAAAUCAAUAAUGCUUCCCUUUCUGAUGCUGGUUUAUAUACAUGCAUCGCAGAGAAUAUUUUAGGUCAAGCAGAAUCAGAAGCAUUGGUCAGCAUUACAGGUGGUGUUGUUCCGAUUUUGAAUAAAGAUAAAGACCUCGAAGUAAAAAAAGUUUUAAUUGGAGAUAAAGUUGAACUUCAGUGUCUCACUUUAGGCGGAAAACCUAUGCCUAUAAAAGAAUGGUAUAAAGAUGGAAUUUUGCUGUCUAAACAACCAACAACUGGAAUAAAAUUGGAAAAUGGAUCAUAUUUUAUGAGUUCUGUUAGUCCUUUGGAUACUGGUUUGUAUGAAUGCCUAGCAAAAAAUGAAAUAGGUUCUGAUUUUAAGAAAAUUGACCUUAAAUUUUAUGAACCACCAUCUAUCGAUUUGAACAGUUCUUCUAAUAUAUUUGCAACUUUUGGAAAACGUGCCAAAAUCCUUUGUAAUGUGUACGGAGACCCCCCACCAAAUGUUACUUGGAAGAGAUCUUUUUUUUCCAAUAAGACAAUGAGAAGCAUUCAUUCAGACGAUAUGAAUGCUUUAGUUUUUGAUACAGUCUCGGAAGAAGACAGUGGAAGAUACAUUUGUGAAGCUGAAAAUAUAGCUGGCGUUGCUAGACGAACUUUUAGUCUUUCUAUAAUGAUUCCACCCAGUAUUAUUCCAUGGCCUAAUGAAACUUUUGUUGAAGCUGGAAAUAUUGUAACUUUAGAGUGCCGAGUUCGAGCUAUUCCACGACCUUCAUUUCAUUUUUUAAAAAACAAUGUUACCAUUCCAAGAAGUAAAUCUUAUGGCCAAUUUGUGAGGUUUUUAGCUGAACCGUCUGAUUCAGGGACUUAUAUUUGUAUUGCUGAAAAUAAAGUGGGUAAGGACAAAGUUGAAACUAACCUCAUUGUUUUAGCACCACCUAAGAUAGUGCCAUGGACAGAACCCAAGAAAGUAAUCAUUGGUGAAAUUGUCAAUAUUACCUGUCAAACUUUUGCCUAUCCUGAAGCAAGUGUUUCAUGGUUCAAAGACAAAGAACCACUUCCUUUAAAUUUCAUAAAAGAUAAAAAAACUUUAGGAUUUAUUGUACAAAGACAUAAUCAAGGGAUUUAUACCUGUGAGGCAAGAAAUGAAGCUGGAAUGGAUUCUAAGGAUUUUCCAUUAGUGAUAUUAGAUCCUCCAAGUUUUGCUAAACACCUUCCAUUCUCAUUCAAUGUUCUGAAAGGAGAGAAUAUUGAAAUUCCUUGCACUGCCUUUGGUGAUCCAAAACCUGUCAUGGGAUGGAAAAGAAAUGAAAUGAUUGUGGCUGAUCAUAGCAGAAGGACUAUUGAUACAGAAUCAGGCCAACUGACUAUUUCAAAUGCUGAUGCUGAAGACGAUGGGUACUAUAAUUGUACUGCUGAAAAUCAGGCAGGCAAGGUUUGGAGAACAGUAGAGGUUAAUGUUCUAGAACUACCUACUGCCUCACUUACUGUCAGUAGUCGUAUGAUAAAAGAAGGCGAUGAAGUAGAGUUCACUUGUAAUGUAACUGGGAAGCCUAGACCAAAGAUAUACUGGAAGAAAGAUGGUAGAAUUUUAUUCUCUGAUAAUGAUUCCAAACUGAGACUGAAAGUACAGUACAAGGAUCGUGGUAAUUAUACUUGUAUUGUGAAAAAUACAGCAGGAGAAAGCUCUGCAAGUAUUCCUAUUGAUGUUUCUGUUCCACCAAAGAUACACAAUGACAAACAUGAGGAUAUUACACUCCUGAAAGGUAAUAGUAUUGCCAUUGGUUGCCCUUCUUAUGGAAUCCCAGAACCUGACAUUUUGUGGUUUUUCAAUGAGACCCAACUUGGAGAACUAAAUUCUCAUUUAUUCAAAGUAAAAGGUGAAAUUUUGGAACUGAACAAUGUGACUACAGAACAUACUGGAACUUACACAUGCGUAGCUAAGAAUUUUGCUGGUUGGGUUGAUAAAAAGUUUACCCUACAUGUUCAUGAUAAUAAACAGAGCAUGAAAGAAGGUAUUAAAGAAUUUGAAAUAGUUGAGGGAGCAAGUGGGAUUCUGAAGUGUGAUGCUAAACCAGGAUCAAAAGUCAUUUGGCUGAAGGACAAUAAAACACUGAGCAACAUGCCCUUAGAACGAGCAGAUGAUGUACAUUUUGUGAUUGGAAACAGAGGAAAAACUUUAAAAAUUACUGAAGCAUUUGCAGAAGAUGCAGGAUUAUACUCUUGUAUUGGAAUCCAUCCUGAUGGGAAUAGUACAAGUUACUUCUCAUUAAAUGUGAAAUUUGCUCCAUAUUUUUGGGAUGAUACCCUAAUUUUUGAAUAUCAAGUGAAAGAAAACAAAUCUAUUACACUUGAGUGUGCACCCAAUGGGAGUCCUCCACCACAGGUAAAUUGGAGACUUGCAGAAAGUAAUUUGCCAAUAACAGUCCAUACAUCACCUCUUAUUAAAAUUUACGGAGACAAUGAUAACACUUUGCUUAUCAAGUCAGCAAAACUUUUCCAUUCUGCCUUGUAUUUGUGUUCAGCUAGCAAUGAUUUGGGAACAGUAAACCGCUACUUUAACAUUAAAGUUAUAAGUUUGUAA